Molecule: messenger RNA, 1682 nt
Organism: Oncorhynchus nerka (sockeye salmon)
Lineage: Eukaryota; Metazoa; Chordata; Actinopteri; Salmoniformes; Salmonidae
Product: catechol O-methyltransferase domain-containing protein 1-like
Exons: 6
Coding region: 93-629 (178 amino acids)
Molecular function (GO): O-methyltransferase activity; S-adenosylmethionine-dependent methyltransferase activity
Source: RefSeq, a predicted model, not a curated record
CCCAUCCACUCUGGUUAAAUAGUAGACCCACAUUCCUUCAAUAAUGUCUCUUUGGUGUUCACUCUAUAUAGCUGAAUAGACACACUUCCAAAAUGGCUCCAGAUAUCAAGAUGUAUUUCUGCAUUCAGCUUGUUCUUGCACUAACAGGCACAGGAAUAGGAUCUGCCCUGCCUGGUAAGAGCCACAGUGGAGGGAAGAACAACCCAGUGCUGCAGUAUGUCGUGAACAACUCACUGAGAGAACAUCCUGUCAUGACCAAACUCAGACUGAAAACCCUUGAGGACCCAGCCGGAGUCGAGGAUAAAAUUACUGUCCAUCUUCAAAUGUGUAUAAAAACACUGGAUGAGUUGAUAGCUGCUGGGGAAGCUGGCACCUAUGACUUUGUGUUCAUCGAUGCAGAUAAAAGGAACUAUGACAGAUAUUACGAGAAGUCUCUUGAGCUUGUGAGACAAGGGGGCAUCAUUGCCAUCGAUAAUGUACUCUGGAGUGGUAAAGUGGUGGACCCUGCUCCUGAUGACCUGACCUCCCAGGCUCUGGACAAGCUCAACAAGAAACUCCACACAGACCAGAGGAUCGAUCUGAGCAUGCUCACUGUGGGUGACGGACUCACCCUGGCUAUCAAACGCUAACGAUAACCCAUGCUAACUCAUACUAACACGUGAUGACAAAUGCUUAACCCACACUUACUCCAAACCCGCUGUGAUUUAUUGGGGAUUUAUUGGAGAAGUGGUAAACAUGAAGGGCUGGAAUAAAUAGAUGCCAUUUUCAACAAGUACUGUACGUGUACGAGUGAGAUUCACUUUUUACUAGAAAUUCGAAAGCAUAUCAACCUCUGUCUCAGUAAGAGCUAAAUAACUAGCUUUUACUCACAGAGAUUUUUUUUUUCAGGGUGUGACUAAAAUCAUUUUUUAUUAGAUUUAAAUUGAGUACAGGCUUAACUGAAUGACAACAGAAUACCAUAUGGUAGUUUUGGGGUAGGCCUCGUCUCAGAGGAAUGCUCUACAGAACCAGAUGCUGAUAACAGAUUGCCCUAUGCUGGGCAGCUGGCAUCAAAACCCUCCAGCUGGGAGAAGAGGGAUCCGAUGACGGCUCUCCAGGUUACAUGCUGGUGGAGAGGUGGGAGGUCUUUGGAAGACUUUUGCUCCAAAAUAUCAAGUGAGACACAAGGGGUGAGUUGACAUACUCCCCUGGAUUUAUGCCCAUUGGUUGACAGAAAGGGAAGUGAUUAAUGCACGAGUGAGCCCAUAGGUUAAUCAGCAGGCAUGGUGGAAAUGCGUUAGUGUGCUAUGCUCAUUGGCAGAAGUUAAUAGGUGAAGGACAUUCUACCCGCUUGCUAAUGGUAAAGAGGAAGAGAGACGUGAGGCUAUUGUCACGCCCUGACCUUAGAGAUCCUUAUUUAUUCUCUAUGUUUGGUUAGGUCAGGGUGACUCGGGUGGGAAAAUCUAUGUUUUCUAUUUCUUUGUUGUUUUGCAGAGUGUGGUUCCCAAUCAAAGGCAGCUGUCUAUCGUUGUCUCUGAUUGGGGAUCAUAUAUAAGUUGUGAUUUUCCGUUUGGGUUUUGUGGGGUGUUAUUUUCUGUUUAGUGUCUUUGCUUGACAGAACUGUUCGCUUUCGGUUUCUGGGGAUUUGUUAUUUUUGUUUGAGUGUUUCUUGAAAAUAAAUACCAUGAACACUUUCCACGCUG